Molecule: messenger RNA, 2000 nt
Organism: Exophiala viscosa
Lineage: Eukaryota; Fungi; Ascomycota; Eurotiomycetes; Chaetothyriales; Herpotrichiellaceae
Exons: 2
Coding region: 299-1906 (535 amino acids)
Source: RefSeq, a predicted model, not a curated record
UGCUUUCCUGAAUAUACCGUGAAGUGCACUUUCCAACGCGCCUGACUUUCUCCUUCUCCACUUACUUUCAACUCCUACUUUCCUUAAUACCUGUGUCUCUUUCACCUUUCCAACCACUACUCGAUUUGCUACUCUACAUUGUCCCUUCUCUCCUCUUCAUCCUGCUUGUGCUGCAGGAGGAAGACAGUCUGCAAAGUUUUCAUUGUCUGUUCUUGAGCGUCUUGACUUCCCACAUUUGACUUCUUCGAGCUUGCUUUGCUGUUUCCUUACAUCCUCCUCGCCCUGACUGUUCUUGGUCAUGGACCUUGAUCUGCUUGUUUGCAGUAUUUGUCCCAAAAAUCCUUCCUUCAGUGAUACCUCCCACUUGCUCACUCAUGUUGGCUCCAAGGGUCACCUAUCUCAUCUACACAAACUUCAGGUUCGGAGCCAUCAGGAAAUUGAGGCUGGUGUUCAAUUGGCAACAUACAAUCAAUGGUACCAGCAUCAUGGCCUUGCCCGACUGCUCUCUGAACGCAUGGUCAUGAAAGAGACCAAGAAGGCUGGAAGAAGAAAAGCUGCCACAAGCAGAGGUGCAUAUGUGACCGACCGUACCCCUGCUAUCCCUGUAGAUCAGACACUUCUGCUGCAGGCUUUGCCGAAGAAAAGAUCCGCGAGAAGCCGGGCCCAAAGCCAGCAGAAGGCCCGCAGCCGUCGAAGCAAACAAGCCGUCGAUCAUGACAGCGACUUCGAGUAUAGCCCUGUCAAACGGUCAAGGCCACGACGAGCCUACACCAAAUCACCUGUCAAAGAGACCCAAUCCUUCGAUGACGAUCUCCCAAUUGGAUAUGAACCACUUGCUCUUGCCACCCCGGAGCACACCAAGUUGAAAGGAACCAUUUGGCCAGGCAUGGAUUUGUUUGAUGCAGCAACAGAAGAAAUGAGGAAGAAGAGGAAUCAACGAAAGGACGGUUCCGUGGUCAGACGAAUGGAACGGCUGUCAGCCCUGGUCAAACCCACCGAAGUUGUCUACUCACCAGGCGGCAACAUCAGAAAAGCAAGGCAUAUUGACGAUCUGGAAGACGCAAGUAGCCUCAUUGAUGGUGAAACCCCUCUCCCGAAGCCGAAGCAGGUCCCGUCUCGCAAAAGACAGCCAUUCGCAGAGUUGAACGCCAACGCUCCUCGACUUGUCAAGCGAAGAACUAAAGGCAAGUCUCCAAAGAAACGAGCUGAACAGCCCUUCGGCCCUGGAAUACCAUCGCUACCAUACCUGCCUAGCUCUUCGACGGGCGACUCAUUUGCUCUCGGAUCUCGCUUCCCUGCAACUGAAGAUGACUACGUGGACUUCAAAUCUACCGUCAACAAUGGCUCCUCUCGGAAGCGCUCAGCCCACUUCACGAUUUUCGAAGACGGAAGUCCGGGUUACGGUCCAAUCACUCCGCUAAACCAUCAUCGUAAUCCCUUUCAAGCUGAACCUCAAGCACAUCAUCUCGGCUCUCGUCAACAGCUGCCAGCGGUAUCUGCACCAUGGCUUCGACCACAACACCAAUCGGCCUUGCAACACACCACACUCUACGCAGCCCAUAGACCCAUGUCUCAGGGACUCCAAAGCUUCUGCGAAACAGCCAGUUCCAAGGAGAAUGCUGCACCCUUUGGUUCAUUCUAUCCCGGACACAGGGAAGUCAAUGCAAACCCGUUGUCAUGGAGAUCUCCCGAGCACGACGCUGCAGCCUUGGCUACCCCCUCAGAGUCGCCAUUUGGCAACUUGUUCAAUCUAUUCCCGUUCGGAGGACAUCAUGACGACCCUUUCGUGACGGCCAAAAAUCCUCUGGCGGAGGCCUUGGAACACUUCGACGAGGAAGAGUCUCAACCAGACAUCAAGCUACCAAUGGCUCGUGCCGAGACUUUGGCAGAGCAAGACCUCAAGUAGCGCGCGUUAUAUCCGCGGCCGUCACACUCCACAGAGAUAGAGCAGCCAUACUGAAGCGCGUUUGCAAGUGUUGCGGUCUGCGAUACUACCACCU